UGCAGCCCGGUGACGCUUGACAUCUCCUCGGUGUGAAUCUGGAGUCUUUGGCACAGACACACACACUCUCUCACACACUCGCGCACUCGGAGGCUGCGCGCUCUCAGCUCCGUUACAUUCCUCCGAGGUUUCUUCUUCUUCUUCUUUCCAUCCUGGGAUUUGAAACUUGAGGACUUUAAUUCGUCGCAGAGGGAGAACAAACGCUACAUUUGACGGACCCUGUGGUGCAUGUAGCGGGCAGGCUGGCUGUCUGUCUGCGCGGCGCACAGCGGUGCUGCUGGACCAGCCGAGAACGCACCAAGUCCCGUCCCACACCCCCGUUUUUUCCCCACGGUGUCCCGCAGGCUUCAACCAUGAUUCUCCUCGGGAUUGUGCUCUUUGUCUCCUUCUCAGGUGUGUCACCUCUCUCAGCACCCAUCUUCCCCUACCCGCCCUCAUCCACUGACUGUGUGGAGGCCCACCGGGUGUGCGCGAUGGACCCCCGGUGCGAGGCGUUAUACCGGGGUUUGGAGCUGUGUGCGGCUGAUGCUGCCGUGUCUCCCCUGGGUGAGCAGGUGGCUGCUGAGUGUCUGGAGAGACAGGACGCCCUGCUUGCCCGGCAUCCCGCUCUUAUCGCCUGCAAGUGUCAGCGUGGCCUCCGCAAAGAAGAGCAGUGUCUACAUAUAUACUGGAGGGUUCGUCUGAUGCCAGGGGAGGAUGAACUGGAAAUUUCUCCCUAUGAUGACACUCUAAUGGAUACUCGCAUGGCCUCCUUAGUGGCAGCCUCAUCCUUCAUGCAGUUGGAUGGUGAGAAUCAGUGCCUGAAGGCAGCACAGGACUGUGGGUUAUACGAGAAGUGCGGUUCCCUGCGAUCAGAGUAUGUUCUGGCAUGCACCAAAAGGAUGCCUGGGACCAACCGAUGUAACCAGCACAAGUGCCACCGGGCUCUACGGCGUUUCCUGGAACGGGUGCCUGAAGAGUACAGCCUGGGCGUCCUGUUCUGCCCCUGUACAAACACCCUGUGUGGUGAGAGGAGGAGGAAAACCAUUGUACCCUCCUGCUCCUACCAGGAGAUGGAUGGUCUGCAACCUAACUGCCUCCAUCAGCAGAGCUUCUGCCGCAGAGAUGACCUCUGCAGGUCCAGAUUGGCUGAUUUCCUCAACAACUGCCAGCCUUCUCCUCUGACAGCCAGCGGCUGCCUGAAAGACUCUGCCGGCCUGUGCCUCCGAGCCUACGCUGGACUCAUUGGAACCAUCAUGACUCCAAACUACAUCAGUAACAGCUCUGCAGACGUGUCGCUGUGGUGUAACUGUGAAGGCAGUGGGAACCAGUGGCAGGACUGUCUGAGACUGCAGCGCAUGUUCACACACAACAUCUGCCUGCGCAACUCUAUAAGUUGGAUGGGAAGCCCCAGCUCCCUGCCUGCAGACAUCACCCCCCCUCCGGCUCCCAGACCCUCCCCGCUGGUUCAGGAGGACGAGCUGCUGAGCAACAACCACCUUCCUGAACACAACAACAUCGUGGUGGAGAGUGAAGAAGAGGAGGAGCUGACUCAGAUUGAGGAGGAGAGCAACGAAGGUGGUCAGUUUGAUGUCAUCCCGCUGUACUCAGAGAGAGCCACCGUCUCCAACCUGGGUUCGUCCGGCACCGGGGGCGCUGCAUCGCUCCCCACUGGCCCUCCUGCACCCGUCUUACUGCUCCUACUGCUCCUGAGCGCCUCCUUCAGUUGGGGGUAAAAUGGAGCUCAUCGUGAAGACACAUACACAUACAUUCACACAUGCAAAUAUACACAAUCACAUAAUGGACCUGCCAGAAAUCCUGGACUGAUGGCUGUGAAUUGAAAGGAAGCAAAGUGAAGAAAAGGACUUCACAUUUAGUCAGUAGCAUCCCCUUGAUUCCCAGUUUUCUGUCCCCGCUUUGUUCCUUUUCUUCUUUGCAAUGGCACUUUGUUUAUGGUGGUCUGACUGCAGCUGAAGGUGUGUAUAAAUGUCCUGGGAGCACAGAAGACCAGGUCAAGGUAGGGGUGUUCACACGCUGCCAAAAAACCUAUAAUCAUCAUGUAUGUAGCUGAAACUGUUGGAGUAUUCUUCGCUGUCAGCAGCUGAGAUGAAAAAAAUGGUCACAUCAGUCUCCUAAUGUAAAACACGGACCACUUCACCACAACAAAAUGUACCUCUUUAUGCUACGUUCUUUGCCUGUAAGGUUGCGAAAGUGUUGCUCAACGAAUUGCAGCAGCUUUGUCUGAUAGCACGGCACAAACCUGUACUUUACUUACAAUUUUACUAAACAUUAUUUAUUUUUCCCCCAUUAAUUAUAAAACUACAAGACUGUUUUUACUGAAAUGGCACACCUAAAAAGGAAAGCUUGCACAAAAAGGACUCGUAAUCAUUGGAAUUGGAUGUACAGGUCCCCAUUUGAAUGUAACCACCAUCCUGUUUGUGAACGGUGCUUGGCGAAAACACAAGGAUGACUUAUUCCAAGGACAGCUGGUGUAAAUGUGUUAGCCCUUCCUUUCCUGUAAAAUAAAGAUGAGAAAAUUAUUCUUUAAAAUUUGAAGCCGGAUUGAGUGUUGAGGUAAAUAUUGAGGAGUUAAUGUUACCCUGCUAAUGCAAUUUCUGUUUUGUGUUAGCUUCAGUUAGAUAUACAUCCUGGUCUAUCUGUGAGAAAGUGCAGCCUCAUAAAAGUUUUUUUCUGUAUCAUCUGAAUAAGCCAUAUUUGAGUUUGCCACUAUGUCUUUCCAUAUGUAAACCUAAUGUCUCCAAAACAUCACAAAUAAACAAAUGUGCUGAUUGUGCAUUGCCAGCUUUGCUUGCAGCAUAGUGCCAUAUGUGGCUGUACAGUAAUGUUGUGCAAAUCCUUGAUUUGAUCAUCUGAAGUUUAUCAGCGUGGAAAAUGAAAAGCUGGAAAG
Molecule: messenger RNA, 2887 nt
Organism: Cheilinus undulatus (humphead wrasse)
Lineage: Eukaryota; Metazoa; Chordata; Actinopteri; Labriformes; Labridae
Gene: gfra3
Product: GDNF family receptor alpha 3
Exons: 8
Coding region: 354-1715 (453 amino acids)
Biological process (GO): nervous system development
Cellular component (GO): external side of plasma membrane; signaling receptor complex
Molecular function (GO): signaling receptor activity
Source: RefSeq, a predicted model, not a curated record